Messenger RNA from Paramecium pentaurelia, 2443 nucleotides. The record is from the annotation of a GenBank genome assembly. NCBI's taxonomy places the organism in Eukaryota, Ciliophora, Oligohymenophorea, Peniculida, Parameciidae.
AUGUAGUAUUUAUUGUCCCUAUCAAGAAAUUAACAAUCUGAAAAUGUAUUUUUGAAUGCAACUUUAAAUUUCCGAGAUCCGGAUGUUUAGAAUAGUUUUAAAAGUUUCCAGAAAAAGUUAAAUAAAUGUACAAUGAUUUUCAUAGAAACUUUUAAAAUGUUUUUGGAAUUAGCUUUGACUAUUUCAGCAAUAGUUAAGGAUAAUUAGUCAUUGUAAUCAUAAAUCCUGAUAGUUUUUCCAAUAUCAAGUCUAUUAUAAAUUUGGAGUAUUUAAAGGAACUCAACAUUCAAUGACUAUUGGAAAAUCAUUCAUGUUAUAGCACUUCAGAUUUUUUUAGGUUUGUAUGUUGAUUAAUUCAUGAUUAAUGGGUAUGUAUAAUUAUAUUAAAUGUAUGUUACUCAAAGCUUAAACAACAAGAAAUACCUAAUAUUUUACUUUACAAUAAUGUAAUUUACUUAUUUGUAUUUUGAUAAUUUUUAUGACUCGAUCAUAUUACCUUUUGAAUGGAUAUUUAUUUUUGUAAUAGUCAUAAGUAUAUAUUUGAGAGAGAGAAGGAAACUAGUAUAUUUUUUUGAGAAAUUCAAUUUCAGUCAUGAUCUUUCAUAUUAAGAGGUAGUACUCAACCAUAGUCUACAAUAGAACUUGUUUGUUAUCAAGCUGAAUUCGGAUUAAAAUUUUUAAGAUUUGUUUGAAGUACUAUUUGUUAAUUAAGCUUGUAAAAAGGAGUUUGCUACUAUUGAAAACAUAUAUCAAAAAAUAACACAAAUAUAGAUUAUAAAUUGCAAUGAGUCUAAUAUUUCUUAAUGUAAUUUAAAAGUCAAUUUAACACAAGAUCUCUUAUUAAAUAACUUUAAAGUAUCUACAGGUGAGUAAAUUAAUAUGAUUGACAAUCAUUAGUCUUUAAAUUAAAUCCUUUAUUAAUACAUUAACAAUUCUUAAAACAAAGAACUUCAAGAUAGUCUGCCCUUAAAAUUAACAGGAAUAGUGUAUAAUCAUCAUCAUUAAACAUAUGAUAUCUUAGUUUCUCCAUGUAUAUGGAAACAUUAAAAAAGCUAUAUAGUUUCAUUGAUUGAAGUAACAGAUAGAAUCAAAAUAUCUUAACUUGAAAAGCUGGAUUAAUAUAAAGAUAAUGUUUUAGCUACAGUUAGUCAUGAUUUAAAGAAUCCAAUCGGUGUUAUUUAAUCCAUGAUAACAUUAGUAUAGGAUAGUUUAUAUGAAUUGUCUGAGACUGAAACCAAUCCAGAAAUAAUAUAGAAAAUAUAGUCUUGUUGUAAUUAUUUAGAGAUGUGUUAAACAAAUGUAUAAAUAUUAUAAUCUUUUGUUAAUGAUUUAUAAGAUUUUGCAUAGAUUAAAUAAUAGAAGUUAAAGCUAGCAAUUAGUUAAUUUGAUAUUUUAUAAUUGAUUUAAGAUGUAAAAAAUGUAUUCCAAAUUUAAAUACAAAAGAAGAAUUUAUAAUUAGAUAUUAUAUCUAAUUUAAAGUCUACUUAAAUUUUAAAUAAUGAUCCUUUGAGAAUUAAAUAGGUUCUCUUUAACUUACUCUCAAAUGCCAUCAAGUUCACAUCAAAAGGAAAAAUUUCAAUAAUAUUUUCUGAUGAUUCUCAGGAUAUUUGUAAAUUUUGCAGGAAUGUUAAAGAAUAAAUUGAAAUAAAUAAAUCAGUAAUUGAUAUUAACAAUUUAAUUAAAAAUAAAUAAAGGUUAAUACUUUGUACAGUUAAUGACAGUGGUAGUGGAAUGAGCCAAGAAAUUUAAAGAAGACUUUUCAGAAAUUUUGCAACUUAUGACAAUGAUAACAACACAAACAAGUAGAGUAUUAGUAUAAAAUGUUAGAAAUGGUGUUGGUUUAGGAUUGAUCAUCUGUAAGUAGUUGUGUGGGUACAUUGGACCAUUGUAGUACAUUUAUCUAUAAUCAUAAGUUGGAGUUGGUUCAACAUUUUAAUUUGUCAUUUAUAAAAAUUAUGAUAAAUAGCUUCAUUUAUAAUAAGAUUAAUGUAGUGUAGAUUCCAUAGAUUAUGAUAUUUCAGCACAUUCUCCAUACAAAAAUAUAUUUAGUACAAACCACCUUACCCCUUUAUAUAAAAAGAUUAAUAAGAGAAAUUAAUUAUAGGUGCUAAUUGUUGAUGAUGAGUCAUUUAAUAAUAUGUUAUUAAAAAUAUAGUUAUAAAAAAUAGGAAUUCAUUAGGUGGAUACUGCUUUUGGAGGGUAGGAAGCCAUAGAUAUGAUAAUUAAAUAAUGUUAUGAUAUUGUAUUUUUGGAUUUCAAUAUGCCUGGUAUGAAUGGAUUAUAAUGCAUUAUUGAAAUAAAACGGAUAAAUCCAGUGAUUAAGAUUUAUAUGUUGACCGCUUUUAAUGAUAUAAAGACUCAACAAAAUUGUCUUGAUGCUGGUGCAGACAAGAUUCUAUAAAAACCACCAACCUCCUAAGAUCUUUAACUAUUGUUUAUUUGA